Molecule: messenger RNA, 587 nt
Organism: Hibiscus syriacus
Lineage: Eukaryota; Viridiplantae; Streptophyta; Magnoliopsida; Malvales; Malvaceae
Product: auxin-responsive protein SAUR67-like
Exons: 1
Coding region: 110-553 (147 amino acids)
Biological process (GO): response to auxin
Source: RefSeq, a predicted model, not a curated record
CUCAUAUCAAGCACAACAGCUACAUUUAGAAACCAGAGUUCUAAGACCUAAAACUUCUCUCUUAUUUCUGUUUCAUCAAAGUCUUCCCUACUAAACAAAGUAAAGCAAGAUGAUCAGUGCUAAGAAGCAUAUCAAGUUAGCAAGAAAAUGGCGAAAAAUGGUUUCAAUUACGAGAAAAAGAAUCACAUUACCAAGAACCACCAUGGAGGCUGAAACAAACAGUUGCAGCACAUCAUCGGUGGUCGAAAAGGGUCACUUUGUCGUAUACAGUGUGGAUCAGAAGCGCUUUGUGCUUCCUUUGGAAUAUCUAAAGAACAAAAUGGUGAUGGAGCUACUGAACUUGGCAAAAGAAGAGUUUGGACCACCCGGCAAUGGACUUCUCAUCAUGCCUUGUGAUGCAACAUUUAUGGAAUAUGGAAUUGCAUUCAUCGAAAGGAAACCGAGUAAAGAAGUGGAGAAAACACUAAUCCUGUCCAUAAGCACCAGUCAUUGCUUAUCAUCGUAUCUUUAUCAGCAAGAAAAAGACCAACAAUGGCCAAUAUGGAGCUUCUAAAACAUUUUUUCCCCUUUUUCUCAUAUUGUAAUUG